CCCCUCUCUCCCCCACUCACCCAAUCAUUCACUCACCCCUCCUUCACGAUAGCGAGAUGGAGGGCGGGGUGUGGGGUCUAGUGACCAUCUUGUCCGCCUUCAUGAUCCAAGUGCUGACGUUCGGAACCACGGCGAGUAUCGGAGUGUACAAUGUGGAGCUCCUCAGUUUCUUUCCCGGAUCCACUGUGGGCGUGUCUCUCAUUGGCUCAAUCAACCUGGGCCUCUAUAUGGGGUCAGGUCCAAUUGUGAGUUUCCUGAUGACCAAGUUCAGCCACCGACGUAUAGCGCUGUGUGGCUCAGGGCUGGUGGUGGUAGGGCUGCUGGGCAUGCCUCUGUUGCCUUACAUACCCACCAUGUGUCUCUCCUUCGGCGUGCUGGCAGUACGGUUGCGGUUGUAUUCCAGCUGGAAAGGCUCAUUCAUCGUUGUGGCCGGCCUCAACCUGCAUCUCUUCAUCUGUGCGGCGCUGCUGCAUGAGCCGCCUGUCACUCCCGUGCCCACUCACUGCUCACGUCAUCAGGUCAAGGAACUCAAGGACACCUCACUCACCGACUCUCACGACUACAGCAAAGUCGUAAUCCGCAAGAACAGAGCCUGCCUGCACGAAGACAUCACGGAGCUAGCAGAAAUGAAGGCUGUCUCUUCACGAGACAGUAACUAUGACAGCUUCGGCGUGGAUCUCAGUCAGCUGGACUAUAUCGACAAACUGAGCAUGCGCACUGACAAGAGUUCCGUUGACAACUUCUCUCACAAGAUGGCGCAUUCCGGAAGUAGCUUCUCUCACAAACUGAGACACUCGACAAGUCUCAGCUGCCAAGACAACGUUCGACGAGACUCUCAUUGCAACACUCGCAAGAUCUCAACUGAUGACGAGAACCUUCAUCUCAUAGACGAAAAAUCUGUCAACUUUUUAGGUAUUCUCUACUCUUCCUUAUCAGACAGCUCCCUGUUCGCUGUAGGGUCCAGGGGUUCGAGUAUCAUCGUCUUAGACAAUCACGUCACAUCGUUACAAUCUAGUUACAUCCAGGACGCCAUCAAGUCAAUCCCCGAGGCUGGGGAAGACACGCCGGAGCACACCACCCCUCAACCGCCUCGUUCCUCCCGACACGUGUACAUAUUCACGAACUACGGCUUCAACAUCUACUUCCUCAGCAACAUUCUAUGGAACGCCGGGUACGCCAUAAUCCAAGCCUUCGCCCCGGAAUUUCUCCGCGAGAAGGGUCUCACUCUUAUGGAAGCGGCAUGGCUUAGUGGCGCCUUCGGCCUCGCUUGCUUCAUCGGUGGGGUUCUGGGAGGGGUAUUCGGCAACCUCAAGUGCGUCAGUCGCCACGGAUUGUACACAGCGGCGAAUAUCGUGAUGGGCGUGGUCACCAUCGCCUUCCCGAGCAUCCAGAGGUUCGCUGUGUACACAUCCUGUCUGGUUCUGGCGGGCUUUGCGUUCGGCAUCGUCCUCGGCCUCCUGCUGGUGUUGCUGACAGACAUCAUUGGUGUGGAGAGUCUGGGCAACGGCCUGGGGUAUCUCAUGUUGUCCAACGGUCUCGGAACCUUCACAGGGCCUCCAGUCGCCAGUAAGUAAUGGGCUAUUCCACGGUAACUGACGGGACGUUUGGACUAUACUUUAUUGCAAUGAUAACACUGUCGUUAAAUAUCAGUUAAUAUGUUAAAAUUUCAACUUUAAAUGAUCAAAACAUUCGAAAGACAUUAAGAAUCAAAAUC
Aplysia californica (California sea hare) is the source of this 1714-nucleotide messenger RNA. RefSeq lists its product as uncharacterized. The record is from RefSeq and is a predicted model, not a curated record. Lineage: Eukaryota; Metazoa; Mollusca; Gastropoda; Aplysiida; Aplysiidae. Bases 57 to 1574 code for a protein of 505 amino acids. The transcript is spliced from 5 exons. Gene Ontology annotation, molecular function: monocarboxylic acid transmembrane transporter activity. Gene Ontology annotation, biological process: monocarboxylic acid transport; transmembrane transport.